AUGGAUUCCACCGCGCCCAACGGCGGCGUCUCUCCUCGGACAUUUGCGAUACAGCAUCAGCGCCCCAGAGCGAGUUUCCAGGGAUGCUCGCGAAUCACCGACUACGAGCUCCUCGGCAAGUUGGGUGAGGGUACUUUCGGUGAAGUCCAUCGUGCAAGAUCUCGCAAGACGAACGCCCACGUUGCCCUCAAGAAAAUCAUCAUGCAUCACGAGAAGGAUGGCUUUCCCAUCACUGCAUUGCGCGAAAUCAAACUUUUGAAGCUGCUCUCCCACAAAAACAUCCUGCAGCUCGUUGACAUGGCUGUGGAGCACCCCCAGAGAGCCAGUAAGUCGCUCAUGCUCAACUACCCAUCUCGCCAGCAGCAAUUCCUGACCCGGAUUGUCACAGGCGACAAGCGCAAACGGCCAAUCAUGUAUAUGGCGACCCCGUACAUGGAUCACGAUCUGUCCGGUCUCCUUGACAACCCCUCCGUUCACUUCACCGAGCCUCAGAUCAAAUGCUACAUGCUGCAGCUUCUCGAAGGGCUGCGGUACUUGCACGAAAACCAUAUUUUGCACCGAGAUAUGAAGGCCGCCAACCUUUUGAUCAACAAUAAGGGCAUCCUUCAGAUUGCCGACUUUGGUCUGGCAAGGCACUACGAAGGGCCUACACCGAAGCCGGGUCACGGCGCAGGUGAGGGAAAGAGAGAAUACACUGGCCUGGUCGUCACUAGAUGGUAUCGACCCCCCGAAUUGUUACUUCACCUGAAGAGGUACACGACCGCUAUUGACGUCUGGGGUGUUGGCUGCGUCUUUGGCGAAAUGCUUGUUGGAAAGCCGAUUUUGGCCGGCGAGAGCGACACUCACCAACUCGAUAUCAUUUGGGAUCUCAUGGGAUCACCGACGCCGGAAAACAUGCCCCUGUUCAAUACGCUCCCGGGUGCCGAGGCUGUUGCACCGCGUCCGCGACCCGGCAGCUUGUCUAACAGAUUCAGGGAGUAUGGGACGGGUGCCAUUUCUUUGCUGAAGGAGCUCCUCAAACUCGACUGGAGAAGUCGUAUCAACGCCGGCGACGCCCUCAAUCACCCGUACUUCAAGAUGGCCCCCAUGCCGGCCGACCCAGGCGAUCUUCCCACGUUUGAGGAUAGUCAUGAGCUGGAUAGGCGGAAGUUCCACGACCGCCAGGCGAAGCUCCCGCCUGCGCCAAAGGGGGGCACGGUAGGCAUGGGCCCCGAAGCACACGGCGCUCAGGCCGGGUUCAACAACGCCGACGCCUACAACAACCGCAACGGUGUAAACGGCAACCGUAACUCCAACGUACCAGGGGCCCACCGAAACGGGGACGAGCGUAGACCAGCUUGGCAGCGAGACAGAGGCUUGCCACCAAGACCGCCCCCGCCUGAGUACGUCAACGGCGGGCCCAUGGAACGCGAUGCUUUCCGGGACAGAGAUCGGGACAGGCGACCUAGGAGUCGAGGAGGAAGGGCACCCGACGUGGAUACCUACAUACCGAGUUACAGGGAUGAUGCCCCACGCCACCGGGAUGACCGACCUCCGCGCGACCGUCGUCGCAAUAGUAGAGAUGAACGAUGGCACGACCGAGACUGGGACCGCCGGACGAGAAGUCGUAGCCGCUCACCGAUAAGGGAGCGCGAGCGGGACAUAUACCGCAGAUGA
Molecule: messenger RNA, 1656 nt
Organism: Colletotrichum spaethianum
Lineage: Eukaryota; Fungi; Ascomycota; Sordariomycetes; Glomerellales; Glomerellaceae
Product: serine/threonine-protein kinase cek1
Exons: 4
Coding region: 1-1656 (551 amino acids)
Biological process (GO): protein phosphorylation
Cellular component (GO): nucleus
Molecular function (GO): ATP binding; cyclin-dependent protein serine/threonine kinase activity
Source: RefSeq, a predicted model, not a curated record